AUGAAGACAGAGGAGCCAUCUAACAAAAGAAGGAAGAUAUACAAAGCUGACUUCAAGCCUGGUUUUAUCAGGUCAGUGAAAGUCACCAACUUCACAACUUACUCAUCGGCUGAGUUUAAUCUUUCCCCAACUUUGAAUAUGAUUAUUGGUCCUAAUGGGAGUGGUAAAUCCACAUUAGUUGCAUCUAUUUGUAUUGGUUUGGGUGGUAAAGUUGAUUUGAUUAAGCGUAAGAAUAUGAAAUCCAUGAUCAAGACUGGUACAGAUAGAGCUACUGUUGAAAUCACGUUAGAAAAUUUUGACAAUAAACCUCCAAUUACUAUACGACGGGAAUUUACUGCCAGAGAGUCUAGUUGGCUGAUUAAUGGCAGAAGAUCAACUGAAACUGCAGUCAAAGAACUUCGUAAAAAGUUUAAUAUUCAAUUAGAUAAUCUUUGUCAUUUUUUACCUCAAGAAAGAGUUGCUGAAUUUGCUGGUUUAUCUCCUGAGAAAUUAUUAAUCGAAACUGAAAGAACAUUAGGUGAUGGUCAUUUGUUAGAGAUGCACGAAGAAUUGAAAGAUAGAGAUGCUACAAGUCAGGAAUUAGAUAGAAAGAUUAAAGAUCUUUCGUCAAGACUUGAGCAAUUACACAAACAAAGAGCUGAACUUGAAGUGGAAGCUAAGAAAUACGAGGAAUAUGAAAGUAAAUCCAAAGAAAUCGGAAAUUAUAAAUUAUUAAUUCCUUAUGCACAACUUGCUGACCACGAACACGAAUUGAAGGAUAUCAAACAAAAAUCUAGAGACGCUAAAAUUGCUAUUAAGGAGUUUUCCAGCAGAAGGGACGGCUUGGAUUCAGAAGUUGAAAAAGCAGACAGUGAGCUUACAAGAGUCAAUUCUAAAUUAGCUAAGGAAGAUGCCGCUUUUACCAAAUAUAAAAAGAAGAUAGAAGAAUGUAAGAAGAAUAAGGAAAAGAUAUUGGAAGCCAUUAAAGAGGCUCACAUUGAAAUAUCCACUUUACUGACCAGAGCCGAGAAAAAGAAAGAAGAAUUAUUAAAAAUAAGAGCCGAUCUUGAGAAAUACGAGGCUCGUAAAGAAAGCUAUGGCGAGGUCGACGAGGAUAUUAUUACCGAUUUAAGUAAGCGUGCCAAGGAAAAACGUCAAGAACAAAAUGAAUUAGAAAAUCAAAUUAGAGAAGCCAGUGGUCCUAGAAAGACUAUUGAAUAUGAUAUAAAUAUGUUGAGAAAAAAAUUUGCAGCCGAAUCACAAAAAUUAGAAACUAAAGAUAAAUUAGAGAUCUUUGCUUCCCUGGGAUACAGAAACAAAAUCAGAGAUGAAAUGUUUGAUAUUGUAAAAAGAUUACGUAAACAACCAGAUUUGAAUGGUCGUUUCUUCGAAGCUCCCAUACUUUCUUGUGAAGUCACCGAUCCACGACUUGCUCCUGCAGUUGAAAAAGCCAUUGAUAACAUGACUUUAUUUUCCAUUACUUGUGUGUCACAAAGUGAUUUAGAAAAAUUGAAGACCUUCACUAAGAAUCACGGGAAGAAUGUCCCAUUAAGACGUACUGAUACGACACAUAGACCAGCAAGUUUAUUACCGGUCAGUCGUAUUAAAGAAUUAGGAUUUGAUGGAUAUCUUGCUGAUUUUAUCCAAGGACCAACAGCAGUAUUGGGGAUGCUUUAUGAUGUUUCCAAAUUGCAUAAUGUACCAGUUAGUAGGGCCCCAUUAACAACCGAGCAGAUAAAUAGAUUGACCCAAGCAGGAAAUGCUUUUCCCUUUGCUAAAUUUAUUUCUGGAGAAACGUUGUACAAUAUUCAAAGGUCAAGAUAUGGAUCCAGAAAAUCCUUUUAUAUCACCGAAGUCAUUGGUAGGGCCAAUUACUUCAGUACUCAAGGGAUGUCAGAAGAAGCAAAAGCCGCAAUUAAACGAGAACUCAAAUCAACAGAAGAUAAGAUCAAAGACAAAAAGGCCGAGCUUGAAAAGAUUUUGGAAGCUCAUAGUGAGUUAAUGGCGAAAUUAUCGGAUUUAAAAGCCGAGUACAAUGAUAUUAAACAUGAAGGAGAAAAAUUGAUGCAACGGAAACAACAUAUUGCUAAAGUUUCAGGUGCUAUUGAAGGUCUUCAAAAAGAAGAGAAACGUCUCGAAAGACAAGCUACUAGAGAUUACAGUGACAAAAUCAAAAAGUAUGAAGGUCGUAUUGCCGAAUACUAUAGUGAACUUGGUCGUGUCACUGUUGAACUUACUACAGUAAUCCAUGAACAAGCCAAACAAGGUCUGAUUGUUAAACUUAUCACCUUUGAACAAUUGCAUUUCAGAAAUAGAAAAGAGAUUGCUCAGCGUUUGGUUAGCGAAGCCCAAUCUAGGAUGCAAGAAUUAAGGACCCAAUAUGAAAGAUAUAAAGCCGAAUAUGACAGAUUGAAGAACAGUGAAACCGUAGCUAAAAUCAGAGAACAGAGUGAAUCAUACACUGAUGAAAUGCGUGAAAUCUUAACUGAAAUUGCUCGUGAAUAUAUCAAUAAUGGUAAUUUCACCGAAGAAAAUAUUCGUGAAAAGAUUAAGCAUUUGGAAGAUGAAAUAUCCAUUAUGACCACUGCUGAUCAUAGUUCUAUUGAUACUUUGAAACAAAAAUUAAGAGAUAUUGAAGCUGCCGAAUAUGACCUUCCAAGGCUCGAAAAUGAAAAAGAAAGAAUCGAUAACGUGAUUGAAACAAUACAAAGUAAAUGGGAACCUGAGUUAACCAACUUAGUCAAUAGAAUAUCCUUAGCCUUCAACAAGAGGUUCUCGAAAGUUGCGAGUGAUGGGCAAGUCCAGCUAGCCAAACUGGACCGAUUCAAAGAUUGGAAAUUAGAAAUCUUGGUUAAAUUCAGACAAGAAUCAGAAUUGAAAGUCUUGGACAAUCAAUCUCAAUCAGGUGGUGAAAGAGCUGUGUCUACAAUCUUUUUCGUCAUGUCCCUUCAAGGUUUAACUGAUGCUCCAUUUAGAAUUGUCGAUGAGAUUAAUCAAGGUAUGGACCCCAAGAAUGAAAAAAUGGCUCACAGAUAUCUUGUGCAUACCGCUUGUCAAAAUUCUCAAUCCCAAUAUUUCUUGGUUACUCCCAAGUUAUUGACUGGGUUAUAUUAUCAUCCUGAUAUGGUUGUGCAUUGUAUUUUUACUGGACCAUUGAUUGAAGGGAAUGAAAAGAAGCAUGAUGAUGAUUUUGGAUUUUUAGAUUUUGUUGAUAGAGCAGCUGCUGGACUUGCAGUCUAG
Messenger RNA from Hemisphaericaspora subhashii, 3219 nucleotides. RefSeq names its product DNA repair ATPase (gene SMC5). The record is from RefSeq and is a predicted model, not a curated record. Gene Ontology annotation, cellular component: Smc5-Smc6 complex. Bases 1 to 3219 code for a protein of 1072 amino acids. Gene Ontology annotation, molecular function: ATP hydrolysis activity; ATP binding. The transcript has a single exon. Gene Ontology annotation, biological process: double-strand break repair via homologous recombination. Lineage: Eukaryota; Fungi; Ascomycota; Pichiomycetes; Serinales; Debaryomycetaceae.